UACGGAUUCAUCACGUCGUGGCUGGGCUCAGCGUCCGGAAGUUUGAUUGAAACGUUUCUUCGGAAAGUCGGAGUUGGGAAGUCCCAGACCAUGAACUACGUGGGACAGUUAGCGGAGACAGUCUUUGUUACAGUAAAGGAGCUUUAUCGAGGCCUGAACCCUGCUACCCUCACUGGUGGCAUUGAUGUUAUUGUAGUACGGCAGCCGGAUGGCAGUCUCCAGUGCUCACCGUUCCAUGUGCGCUUCGGAAAACUGGGAGUCCUGCGCUCCAAGGAGAAAGUGGUGGACAUUGAGAUCAAUGGCGAGCCUAUUGACCUGCACAUGAAACUGGGGGACAAUGGAGAGGCAUUCUUUGUCGAGGAAAAUGAAAACUUGCAGGUUGGUGUGCCGGCACACCUCUGCACUUCACCCAUCCCCAUUGAGGUUCCAGAGUUUUCUGAGGUGGCCGAGUCUCCUGCUAGCACCAAUUCAUCUUCUGCCACCCGAAGGAAAAAGCGAAGAAAGAAACGAGCACGCUCUGACACACACCUGCGUGAAGAUAGCAGCUCAUCCUCAGAGGAGAGGGACACUUCAGAGCAGGACCUUUUUAAUGAGGAGUCUGUAUCACUUAUGGUGGCAAGUAAGUCUGUGUACUACUCUCUUUCUGAAGAGCCGAGUGAUGACCUCAAUGGAGGUCCGACCAUAGAGCUGCAUCCGCACUCAGAUGGAGAGUGCUCUCCUAAUGAGAGCCUGUUUUAUAGUCGGCCCUCAUCUCCUAAGAGUGACUCAGAGUUGCUGGUGAAGCCUCAGGAGACAUCGGGUCCUCAGAUGCAAUGGAAUUGGGGUGGUUUUCCCAAGGUUUGUCAGACAGAACGAACUGGACCUGAACCUCCACGCACACCCUCCUGCCUUCCCAUGCCCUCGGAUCAUUCCCAUUUCCGCACCAUCCGCCGCCAAUCCUCAUUCGAAAUGGAGCCUUCUGACCUGGAAACUGUAACUGUGGUGAGGCCCGAACCUCGGACUUUCGUAGCAGAGCCCUGUCCCUCAGAUAACCUACCUACAGUUUCCCACUCCACCCCAAAUAACACCUCAGAAUCUUCCUCACCCACACAGCAGGAUUUCCCGCUCAUGCUUCCGCAUCUGGAGACACUAAAGCUUGUGGACAGUUCUGACCAGCCUCCGGUCUCAGGGCUGGACACCCAAACUGCCACUGAUUGCACAGCUAACUCCAGCAGCACAGACUGUGAUUCAAGCACAAGAACAGCUAAUCCAGAUAACACUGCCAAAACCACUGGCCAGACUAAUACAGCUAACUUGAUCAUUUCACACAACAUUGGCAAAAACUUCAGGGAUAAAAUUGUAAUUUCAAAUUGUCCCAACAGCCAGUACAACAGCGCUGACACAGCUGCUCCAACUGGAUUAGUAGGUGGGAUUAGUUUAGGUCCAUCGGGAACAAUGGCAACAUCUCCUCCCUGCACAGGCAGUGCCUUUACCCAACCUGUUCACCUGAGCCCAGGAGAAAGGGCAGCUGUGAUGGAGCGAGACAGCGGCAUUGAGCCUUUCGCAGAAGGACUUGCUGAGGAAGAGGGAGGUAUAGGAACAGAGAACUCGCUAACCAAGAGGAAUGUGACAACAGUCAUCCAGGUAGAGGAGCAACCUGGCUGUUCUCAGUCCACAUCUAAAGCAGCAGAAUCACCAGAAAAGAAAAAGGGCAAGCGCAGCCAGCAUUUGGGACCAGCAGACAUCUACCUAGAUGACUUGUCCAACCUCGAUCCUGAAGUGGUCGCACUUUAUUUUCCCAAAAGUGAAAGUGAAUCUCGGCCUGGUGCUGAUCUCCACACUCCCAGAGUUUCCCCACAGUCUGGCCAGCAGUCUCCUCAGUCUCUGGGCAGUGGCAAUGUGGACAGUGGGACAGAGUAUCUGUCAGAUUCCACUACAGACUCCCUAGAUGUCACCAUGUCUCUGUGUGGGACUGAGGGCCAAAACAGGCAGAUAAAGAAAGAGAAGUUUAUGGAGCAUAUUGUGAAGUAUCAAGACCUUGUUGACAAUCCUGGAAUUGUGGACGAUCCAAACCUUGUGAUCUGCAUCAACUCAAACUAUUACAACUGGGCUGUUGCUGCUCCAAUGGUUCUGUCAAUGCAAGCUUUCCAGAAGAAUUUGCCAAAGAGUACAAUUGAACAGCUGGUAAAGCACAAGAUGCCCAAGAAGUCUGGCCGCUGGUGGUUUUCCUGGAGAAGAAGAGACAUGGGCAAUAACCAGCCAAGUUCAAAACCUGAUUCAGAAGAAAACCAAAUAGACGCUUCUUCUUCUGCUCGUCCCGGACCACCCUUACUAAAGAAGCAUUCUGGUCAGUUAUCCAGUGAUGAUGAUGGAUCUGAUUCUGUGAAGCAAAAUAUUGUAGCUGAAGCCAUGGCCACUGCCCAGUGCCUGAGUCAGAUUUACCGGAAGUCACUCCGUCUCACCUCCAAGCAGAUAGAGCGGCUUAAUUUGCGGGAUGGAGCCAACAAGAUCGUGUUUAGCGUGACCACUCAGUACCAAGGCACCUGUCGUUGUGAAGCAGCCAUCUACCUGUGGAACUGGGAUGAUAAAAUCAUCAUCUCAGAUAUUGAUGGGACCAUCACCAAGUCAGAUGCAUUGGGUCAUAUUCUGCCACAGUUUGGGAAAGACUGGACCCACCAAGGCAUCGCCAAGCUAUACCACAAAAUACAUCAGAAUGGCUAUAAGUUCCUGUACUGUUCAGCUCGUGCCAUAGGCAUGGCAGACAUCACCAAGGGCUACUUGCAGUGGGUCAAUGAUAAAGGCAUUGUACUGCCUAAAGGACCUGUUUUACUUGCUCCUAGCAGCUUGUUCUCAGCAUUGCACAGAGAGGUGAUUGAGAAGAAGCCAGAGGUUUUUAAAAUCACAUGUCUAACAGACAUCAGAGACCUGUUUAACCCAGGAAGACAGCCGUUCUAUGCUGCUUUUGGCAACAGAACCAAUGAUGCAUUUGCAUACAAGAGGGUCGGGGUACCAGAGAUGCGAAUCUUCACUGUGAAUCCUAAAGGAGAACUGAUUCAGGAGAAUAGCAAAGGCCGCAAGUCAUCGUAUACUCACUUAAGUGAGUUGGUGGAGCACGUCUUCCCGUUGAUCUGUAAAGGCCGACCUACAUCGUUGGAUUACCCAGAAUACAGCCACUUCUCCUACUGGAGAGAGCCCCUACCAGAACUGGACCUCUCCUCACUUUAGACUUUCACAUCUUUUCAAUUUCUUUCUCGAUUAUUUAUCUCUGCACACUAUUUCAGUGACAUACUCUGUACCUGGCUCUCAGAUUCACCUUUAUUUUACCAUGACUAUAACACUAAGCAAUUGCAUGAAGCCAUUGGCUGAUGGAAUGCAGACAGACUUUUUUUUAUCUUUGAUAGUAUGCAAAAACUAAAAGAAAUGAACUGUAUCAGCUGUAUGAACUGUAUAAUUAUAUGAUGGUGGGGAAA
Molecule: messenger RNA, 3449 nt
Organism: Astyanax mexicanus (Mexican tetra)
Lineage: Eukaryota; Metazoa; Chordata; Actinopteri; Characiformes; Acestrorhamphidae
Product: SMP2 and LNS2 domain-containing protein
Exons: 20
Coding region: 91-3204 (1037 amino acids)
Biological process (GO): triglyceride biosynthetic process; cellular response to insulin stimulus; fatty acid catabolic process
Cellular component (GO): nucleus
Molecular function (GO): phosphatidate phosphatase activity; transcription coactivator activity
Source: RefSeq, a predicted model, not a curated record